Messenger RNA from Gekko japonicus, 2810 nucleotides. It is a transcript of the gene OSBPL9, whose product is annotated as oxysterol binding protein like 9. The transcript has 24 exons. Bases 63 to 2285 code for a protein of 740 amino acids. The record is from RefSeq and is a predicted model, not a curated record. Gene Ontology annotation, molecular function: sterol binding. Gene Ontology annotation, cellular component: membrane; intracellular membrane-bounded organelle; cytosol. NCBI's taxonomy places the organism in Eukaryota, Metazoa, Chordata, Lepidosauria, Squamata, Gekkonidae.
CCCCCGCCCGCACGACCGGCGUUCGCUCUAGUGGGCUGUUUGGCAUCUUACCGGCUCCCAAGAUGGCGUCCAUCAUGGAGGGCCCGCUGAGUAAAUGGACCAACGUAAUGAAAGGCUGGCAGUACCGCUGGUUCGUGCUCGACUACAACGCGGGGCUGCUCUCCUACUAUACGUCAAAAGACAAAAUGAUGCGGGGAUCACGCCGAGGCUGUGUUAGACUGAGAGGAGCUGUGAUUGGUAUAGAUGAUGAGGACGACAGCACCUUCACAAUAACUGUUGAUCAGAAAACCUUCCAUUUCCAGGCUCGAGAUGCUGAUGAGAGAGAGAAAUGGAUUCAUGCUUUAGAGGAAACCAUCCUUCGUCAUACACUUCAGCUUCAAGGUGUGGAUUCUGGAUUUGUUCCAAGUGUACAGGAUUUUGACAAAAAACUGACAGAAGCUGAUGCUUACCUACAGAUUUUGAUAGACCAAUUGAAGCUAUUCGAUGAAAAGCUUCAGCACUGCAAAGAUGAUGAACAAAGAAAAAAAAUUGAAAACCUCAAAGAAACAACCAAUAGCAUGGUUGAGUCAAUAAAACAUUGCAUCGUGUUGCUGCAGAUUGCUAAAGACCAAAGUAAUGAGGAGAAGCACGCAGAUGGACUUAUAAGCACUAUUAACCCUGUUGAUGCAAUCUAUCAGCCUAGUCCAUUGGAACCUUCCGUGAUCAGCACAAUGCCCACACAGACUGUCUUACCUCCAGCUUUAGAACCAGCUCAGCUUUGCAAAUCAGAACAACGACCUUCGUCCUUGGCAGUUGGACCUGUUGUAACAUUACUUGGAAAUCACCAGACUCCAACACCUAAUAGUACAGGCAGUGGGCAGUCGGCACCAAGCAGCAGUUUAACUUCUCCGAGCCAUGUCAACCAUUCUCCUAAUACAGUUCCAGACUUCUCUUAUUCCAGCAGUGAAGAUGAAUUUUAUGAUGCUGAUGAAUUUUAUCAGAGCAGUUCAUCCCCAAAGAGGUGCUUAGACUCUUCAGGGUCAGGUGCAGUCCUAACUCGUAGCAGCACAGGAAGUAGUAUGAAACGCCCAGACACAGCUGAAUCCCUCAAUUCUUCCUUGUCUAAUGGGACAAAUGAUGCUGAUCUUUUUGAUCAGCAUGAUGAGAGAGAUGAUGAUGCAGAAGGAGAGUCAGUAGAAGAACACAAGAGUGUCAUCAUGCACCUUUUAUCACAAGUCAGGCUGGGAAUGGACCUAACGAAGGUAGUUCUUCCAACUUUUAUUCUGGAAAGGAGAUCUCUCUUAGAAAUGUAUGCUGACUUCUUUGCGCAUCCUGACUUAUUUGUGAGUAUCAGUGACCAAAAAGAUCCAAAGGACCGAAUGGUUCAAGUGGUGAAGUGGUACCUUUCAGCUUUCCAUGCAGGAAGAAAAGGUUCUGUUGCUAAAAAGCCUUACAAUCCCAUUUUGGGAGAAAUUUUUCGGUGUCACUGGGUGCUGACAAAUAUUGACCAAGAAGAUAAUAUGGAGACUGUUUCAGAUGGACCAAUUCCAUGGAUUACCAAAAACAGUGUAACAUUUGUAGCAGAACAAGUUUCUCACCACCCUCCAAUUUCAGCAUUUUAUGCAGAAUGCUUUAGCAAAAAAAUUCAAUUCAAUGCUCACAUCUGGACCAAGUCAAAGUUCCUGGGGAUGUCUAUUGGUGUUCAUAAUAUAGGUCAAGGGUGUGUGUCAUGCCUGGACUAUGAUGAGCACUACAUUCUGACUUUCCCCAAUGGUUAUGGGAGAUCUAUUCUCACAGUGCCAUGGAUAGAGCUGGGAGGAGAAUGCAACAUUAGCUGCUCCAAGACAGGCUAUAAUGCUAACAUAAUCUUCCACACAAAGCCUUUCUAUGGUGGGAAAAAGCACAGAGUUACAGCAGAAAUCUUUUCUCCAAAUGACAAGAAAUCCUUCUGCUCAGUCGAAGGAGAGUGGAAUGGUGUCAUGUAUGCAAAAUAUGCAACAGGGGAGAAUGUAGUCUUUAUAGAUACCAAGAAAAUGCCUAUAAUUAAGAAGAAAGUAAGAAAGCUUGAAGAUCAAGAAGAAUAUGAAUCCCGCUGCCUAUGGAAAGAUGUAACAUACAACUUAAAAAUCAGAGACAUUGAUGCAGCUACUGAAGCUAAGCACAGGCUUGAAGAAAGACAAAGAGCUGAAGCCCGAGCCAGGAAAGAGAAAGAAAUUCCAUGGGAGACAAGGCUGUUCCAUGAAGAUGGAGAAUGCUGGGUUUAUGAUGAACCACUACUCAAGCGACUUGCUGCCAGUAAAUAUUAAAGGGGCCAUGCCUAUGAAGUUCAAGCCUUGACUUAGUGGUUGUAGUUGUAACUUUCAAGUACUCUUCUUUUGGAGGGCCUGUCUUCUCCAGUUACAGUUGUUCCUCUCUCAGGGAUACUGGAUUUACUGAUGCAGCGAACAAUUAAAACAGGAAGAGCCUUGACUGUGUAGCAGUAAUUUAUAUUGGCCUUUCCUGUCUGACCUCCCAUGCUUUAGGAGAAUUAAUAAAACCUGGGCUCAAGCCCCAUCAUGCUCAUUCUGAUAACUGCUGUAAAGGUGCAAAAGGGCAUUGGAUGCCAGAUACAUAUCACUCUGGCACACUCCAUAAUGGCUUCAUUUCAUUAGAGCCAGUUAAGUUCUAUGUAUAUAUGAAAAUUUGUUCUGGCAGAUUAGAACACGCUAUGUACUAAUUACCAACUACUAUUUUACAAAGAAAAUUCUUUUGACAUUUCAGUGUUUCCCUAAAAUAACUCGGGUAUUUUUAGAGCCUAAAAUGUAAAUGAUAGGUAAACAUUUGGUUCUAGC